UUUUAUUCAAACAGAAAUUUUAUUUUUUAUUGUUUAUUAUCUCGACUUCAAGAUGACCAAUCAAAUAACAGCUUUGGAAGCGAAUUUGUCGCCGUUGACUAUACAAGAUACUUCAAAUGUUGAAAUUGACCCUUUAAAUUCUCUCAUAAACGGUCAAAUUAAUUGUAUUAAGAAAUCACUGAAUACAAUUACUGCUUUAAUUCCAACUGUGAAACCAGAACAGAUGCCUAUCCUUCAAAGUUUAAUUGCAACACUUAGUGAUCAAUACGAAAUAUUGACAAAAUCGUUGGCUCUUCGUCAAAAUCGCUUAUCUGUUGGUUCUCAUAUGAGUGUGGAAGGUCAACUUCCCGAAUUAGAUGAGGUUGAAAAAUUUUGUUUUUACACCUCGAAUUUUGAUGAAAAAACAAGCAAAGAGGUCAGAUCUGCAGUUAUCUGCAUUCAUCCAUUCUACUUCGCAAAAUAUGCCGAUACAACUUUGGUCGAAUAUAAAGAGAAUGUCACCAAAGUUGAAGUUUAUAAGGACAGCAAAGAAUUCAAUACUACAGCAGUGUUCGUUUCAAAUGAACAAGAUUUUGUGAUUCUAAAGUCGGAAGAAAAAAUUUGCAAUUUUGGACCCGAAAUUUGUGAAAAGAUGUGUUGUGGAAGCAUUUAUCUUUGUGGCGGCUUUACUAAUGAAAUCGACAAACUCAAACCAUGCAGGAAAAAUGGUUGUCUUCAGAGUUCUAAAACUGAGAGAAUUAAAAGUGGUGGCGAAUUACGUGGUCCUUAUCUUAUUGCCGAUGUUACUGCUUCAGAUGUCGACUCUGGUUCUGCAGUUUUCUGCACUCAUGGCUUGAAGGGUAUUUGCAUUGGAGCGCUGGAAUUGCCAGAGUGUUCAUCUAAAGAUGUUUCUGGAGAAUCUGCUGCUUGUCUUUCUAAAUGUGCGGUUAUUGCAGCAAUUGAUAUUAUGCGUAUGGUUGAUUUGCUUGAAAGAGAGGCGCGAGGAGAUCCACAGCCAACAUUUUCAUUUGGUGAUGAUUAA
Molecule: messenger RNA, 1021 nt
Organism: Meloidogyne enterolobii
Lineage: Eukaryota; Metazoa; Nematoda; Chromadorea; Rhabditida; Meloidogynidae
Source: the annotation of a GenBank genome assembly